UUUUUAUGGACUUGUCACCAACUUUUUAAGUCGAUGCCACCUUCUUUGGUCUAAUCAGAUUUUGCCCUAUUGCAAUUCGUAACGUUGUGUGAUUUUUUUGCUCGCAAAGGCUCAUAGUUUACGUACCUAAAGUCUGUCCAUGGCUACCUGCAUAAAUUGCACCCGUUUCGGCUUGUCCUCCCUGUCUCCUGCAUCUGCCUAAGAUGGUUGCCACUAAGUUGAUGAUGACCUCUUUAAUCUUAGUUCAACUGUGGGUGCUUAUGCCACUGAUGGCGUGUGGUACAACGUUAGAUCCCAUGAGAGAGAGGUAUGAACAAUGGAUUAGCCGAUAUAGCCGAGUCUACAAGGAUAAGAACGAGAAGGAGUGGCGCUUUAGGAUAUAUGAAUCCAACGUCCAGCUCAUCAACAUCUUUAAUACCAUUAGUGAGGAGUACAAGCUCAUUGACAACAAGUUUGCCGACCUAACUAGUGAGGAGUUCAAGGCCAAGUCUGUUUGCUUAAGGGAUCUCCGUAAUCAUCGUCCUUCAAGCCUAAAUUUCUGGACUUCAAUGAAUUGUGUCUCCUCCGGUAGAAUAUCUGACAUGCACGAAAAGAAGGGGAGCUCUGUACCUUCCAGUAUAGACUGGAGAGAAAAAGGAGCAGUCACGCUGGUCAGAGAUCAGGGAGAAUGUGGGUCUUGCUGGGCCUUCUCGACAGUCGCAGCAGUAGAAGGCAUCAACAAAAUUAAGGCGGGUAGAUUGGUAGCGUUGUCCGUGCAGGAGUUGGUGGACUGUGACACACAAGGUGCCAACAGCGGUUGUAGAGGAGGAUUCAUGACCCAAGCCUUUGACUUCAUCCUUCGAAACCACGGCCUCACCUCCGAGUCUGACUACCCCUACCAGGGCGUCGAAGGUGCCUGCGAAACCUCCAAGCUGUCCAACCAUGUUGCCACCAUCAGCGGGUACAAGAAUGUCACGCCUAGCAGCGAACAGAGCCUACUUAAGGCAGUAGCAGCCCAGCCUGUGUCAGUAGCAAUAGAUGCUGGGGGUUUCGCCUUCCAGUUCUACUCAAAGGGCAUCUUCACCGGCCCCUGCGGCUCAGACCUUAAUCAUGGUGUUGCUGUCGUUGGCUAUGGCACCGCAGCUGCACCUACUGAUCAAUCCAACGAGUUUUGGAUUGUGAAGAACUCGUGGGGUGCCGACUGGGGUGAAAAAGGCUAUAUUCGCAUGAAACGCAGCAUCCCCGACAAACGAGGCUUGUGUGGGAUUGCCAUGAAGCCUUCCUAUCCUCUCAAGAUAGAUUAAUCUAUCUGUAGCUACAACAAAUAGGAAGGUAUGACAUAUUGAUUUGUAACACGGGCCCAACGUCCCCAUCGAGGUACACAAUAAAUUAUCGAUCUGGCUAAUACCUUACAUGCUAUGCCUCUAUAAUUCCUUUUGUGUUGUUAGAUAAGGAGUGUAUGUUGGCUUAAACGAGGCCAGUAUCCUACUGUAUCGCAUGAGAUCAUAUUAGGCCGAAUCAUGAUCGAAAUGACGUGAGGUUGGUUGGGCUAAGUCACAAUCGAGACAUGUGGGCGUCGUAUCUAUACGUUUUAAGUGAAUU
This is a messenger RNA of Ananas comosus (pineapple), 1581 nucleotides long. Its product is annotated as ervatamin-B-like. The record is from RefSeq and is a predicted model, not a curated record. Gene Ontology annotation, cellular component: lysosome. NCBI's taxonomy places the organism in Eukaryota, Viridiplantae, Streptophyta, Magnoliopsida, Poales, Bromeliaceae. Bases 204 to 1283 code for a protein of 359 amino acids. Gene Ontology annotation, molecular function: cysteine-type endopeptidase activity. The transcript is spliced from 3 exons.